AUGAUGUUGCCAUCUCUACUCCUCUGCCUCCUAUUUGGCUUCUCCGUUGCUGGAGAUUCUGUAACUUCCGAACAUCCCGACGUUGAUCUCUACUUCCACUCCGACGAGGUCGCUCAUCACAUCCGUAACCAAGACGGUGAGCAUGCACUCCUACAAGCGACAAUGAGGCGAAUAGACGACCAUUUCCGCGCCAACGAGACAAUCCACGAGUUACUCACCCGCGAUGUACAAAACAAGGAAAUCAAUGGUCGAGCCACAGUUUUCUAUAAGCCAAAUUUGAACGCUGUGUGUACGCAGAACGGGAAAGUACGGGCGCAUCCCUACUCAAUCCGGAAUGUAUGUGUCAGUGGAAGGCAAUUCAGCGUAGACUGCGAAGCGGAUGCCGAAGGCGACCAUAUCGUCACAGUACAUGGUUACUGCCAGACCGACUACUUCUGCGUUACGGUGCUCAGAGACUCGCUUCAUAUCGUUGACCCAGACAAUCUACAGUUCGGCCAAGCCGCGGAGCCAAUCUGUCAAAAACGCUUGUAUUUCCGACCCUUCCAGAUCAAGAAAACAGCUGUAGAAUUCAUGACCGACUGGUGGACUGCGCCUGGCAAGUUCAAAGUCGCCUUUGGCCGCAUGGCUGUCCUCGGUGACACGGCUGGUGUUUCGUACAAACUCAAAUUCGAAUGGAAGCAUGUAAAGUCGACUUUGUGGAAUGUUGCUGGAAUUAAAAGUAUCGAGUCGGAAAAUAGCGGUGCAGACCACGAGUAUGAAUUGUCUUACAAUUAUAAUGGCGCGGAUGAUUAUCAGUUUCGAGCGGUUACUGAAGGGCUAGACGAGGUUGCUCCUAGCAAGAAUCUCGUACUCAAUGCUUAUUUUGGAGCCGCAUCUUAA
Bipolaris victoriae FI3 is the source of this 879-nucleotide messenger RNA. RefSeq lists its product as hypothetical. The coding region runs from base 1 to 879 and encodes 292 amino acids. Lineage: Eukaryota; Fungi; Ascomycota; Dothideomycetes; Pleosporales; Pleosporaceae. The record is from RefSeq and is a predicted model, not a curated record. The transcript has a single exon.